UCCGUGUGUGAUACGUUGGAUGUUCACCUGGUGGAAAAACUUCCCUGUCUGACAUGUUUUAAGGUGGAAGCAACUUAUUAAUCGACAUCAGACCGAGCAGGAAGAUGCAUUGCUCAAGUCUGCUGGUUAUCCAUUUGGUGUUGGUCCUCAUUUCCGCUGCCUUGGUCCCUGCCGCUAUAAUCCAACCCCAGGACCUCGGCAACGGUGUCCACAGCUUCCACGCUCCGAAUGCAGCCGGUACCAAAUCAUUUAAAAACAUCGUCGGGUUCGCCGUGGGAGCGGAUGGAGAGAAAAAGGCAGAGAAGAAAGAGACCAAGACCUUUGGAGGGAAAUUUAGCCAAUGCCCUUUGGGGUUCAAGAACAAGAAAAAUUCUGGAACCUGCAUGCCGGAUGGUUCUGAAGGAGACAAAUGUUCAGACGGCCAGGUGAAGAACGAGGACGGUCUGUGUGUCAUGAAGGUGAAGGUGCCGAGGAAACUGGUGCAGGACAUGAGAAAACUCAAGGCAGAGAGUAACGUGGCUCAGACGGGGCCUUGUAACACUGGCUAUAAGAAAGUGAAUGGCAUUUGCGUCCUACCAAGCGCUUUACACAAGCUAAAGAAGGUCAAGCUUCUUUCUGAUGCUGAGAAAGAAGUUGAUGGAAGGAAGGCCAAAGUAACGCCGAAGACAGCGAGACACCAGGGAGAAAAACAACUGAAGGUUUUAAUCAAGAAGGUCGAAACACAGGAGAAUCUGCCAUUCCAAAAAAAUAGCAAACCGCGGAAAGUUCUGUUAAAAACUACUGGAAAACCGCUAAAGAAGGUGAAGAAGGCGGAAGCAAAACCACAGAAGGUAGUUAAAAUCGCGAGAAAAUUAACUAAUGUUGCUAAUAAUAAAAGGGCGGGGAAGCGUGUGGAAGUGAGGAAAAAAGUAAUGGGAGAUUUGGUUAAAUCGGCGGGAAAAAUGCACAUGGCUGGAAAACCGCGCAAAGUAAAGAUUAAUGCGAAGAAGGCACAGAAGGUACAUGUAGUUAAAACGACGGAAAAACCGUUGGAAGUGAAAUGCGUUGACCAAGCGCAGCCCGAACUGCAGAAGACAGUGACGGCAGGAAAACCGCAGAAGGUCAAGAAGUGUGUUGUACCGCCGCAAGAUGGAGCCAAAGAGGCGGGGGAACUCCUCAAAGCGUUUAAAACGGCGGAAAAACUGGAAAAGGCAAAGAAAGCUGAUGAAGUGACAGUGACAGUUGGAGACAAAGAUGGUGGUGACGAUGACGACGACGACGACGACGACGACAACGACGAUGACGAUGAUGAUGAUGAUGAUGAUAAGAGCACGUAGACUAUGAGAUAAAUGGUCCUGU
Molecule: messenger RNA, 1338 nt
Organism: Lineus longissimus
Lineage: Eukaryota; Metazoa; Nemertea; Pilidiophora; Heteronemertea; Lineidae
Product: glutamic acid-rich protein-like
Exons: 8
Coding region: 105-1316 (403 amino acids)
Source: RefSeq, a predicted model, not a curated record